This is a messenger RNA of Penicillium soppii, 1062 nucleotides long. RefSeq names its product SDR family NAD(P)-dependent oxidoreductase. Lineage: Eukaryota; Fungi; Ascomycota; Eurotiomycetes; Eurotiales; Aspergillaceae. Gene Ontology annotation, molecular function: oxidoreductase activity, acting on the CH-OH group of donors, NAD or NADP as acceptor. The transcript has 3 exons. The record is from RefSeq and is a predicted model, not a curated record. The coding region runs from base 1 to 1062 and encodes 353 amino acids.
AUGAGGAAUUUGGCUCAAUUGACUCCCUUGAGAGUCUCGGGGCUUUGUGUUGAAGCCUCGUUAAGACCAGUAUAUCUACAUCAUGUUGGACAUGCCAGAGGGCAAGUAUCAACCCAAUCCCAUCAAAGAUAUACAACUCGCUCGUUCUCAUCUCAGCCAAACAACUCCGAGACAAAUUAUAAAUUUGAACCCGGCAGAAGAUUGGCCGGCCGAAAAUGCUUGAUUACAGGUGGCACAUCAGGCAUUGGCUUCGCUAUUGCCGAAAGAUUCCUACAGGAAGGGGCAUCAACAAUAGUCCUAGUAAGUCGCUCCCAAAAGCGCUUAGAGGAAGCAGCAUCAAGACUUGCUCCAUUUGUGAAAAGGUCUUCUAUCGUGGAAGAAAACAAUGGUGAAGUUGCUACUCGCGCCCCGGAAGAAGACCGCCAGCAAGAUACCAAAGGGAACAUCCGCUUGUUGGUUGGCGACGUCUCCAACACCGGGUCAUGGAUGCGUGAACUCGAAAAAGAGAUGGCAAAUGUAGAUAUCCUGGUCAACGCAGCCGGAAUCUCGAUAUCAAACAUCCUCCCAAGAUCCGAGCUGGAAGAUAUUUCGACGAUCCUGCGCACGAAUCUCGAAGGCGCCAUGCUGACCUCGCGAGCCUUAAUGCGAGCCUCGAUCCGCAGUCGUAUUCGCAACAGGAAUGAUGCCGCUGCUGGCCAGAAGCUCCCAUCGAAAUGCAUUAUCAAUGUCUCCUCCCUGCUCGCCCUCAAAGGAGGAACUGGAGCUGUUCCCUACGCUGCUUCUAAGGCUGGUCUUUUGGGCCUUACGCGGUCAUUGGCUGCUGAGGUAUCUGCCUCAAUGAAAGAUAUUAUCAUUCGAUCAAACGCCAUCGUGCCAGGGUAUAUUGAGACACCCAUGGUUGCAGACUUCACGCCUGGUGAAACAGAAAGAUUGAAGUCUCUCAUUCCUCUUCAUAGAUUUGGGGAUCCACGUGAAAUUGCAGACGCAGCUGUCUUCUUGGCGCAGAACGAGUAUGCCAAUAAUUGUGUACUGAAUCUCGAUGGCGGGUUGAGUGCCGUUUAG